This is a messenger RNA of Nymphalis io (European peacock), 696 nucleotides long. It is a transcript of the gene irp2, whose product is annotated as putative defense protein Hdd11-like. The transcript has 5 exons. The record is from RefSeq and is a predicted model, not a curated record. The coding region runs from base 62 to 562 and encodes 166 amino acids. Gene Ontology annotation, molecular function: oxidoreductase activity, acting on metal ions. NCBI's taxonomy places the organism in Eukaryota, Metazoa, Arthropoda, Insecta, Lepidoptera, Nymphalidae.
UUCACGCAAUACGUUAGUAGCCUGCUCCUCGAGUCGUCUAACUUUAAGAAACAAAUUUAAGAUGUGGUUCCGGUAUUUCGCUCUGUUCCUCGUUGUUGUGGCAUACGCAGAUGGAUACUCCGUGGGUGCUCCUGAGAGCGCUUGUAAAGACAUGAUCCCAAGACAUCCUGUUCCUCCCCAAAAAAAAGCUGCACCAUACAUCAUUUCUACAAGCACCAAGGAAGUCAAGGCGGGUACACCCAUGCAAGUCACGAUUUCUGGUAAAAGUGCUAACGACACUAUUCGCGGGAUUAUGUUGCAAGCGCGAGCAGGUGACAAAAUCGUCGGAGUGUUCCAAGUAGACCCCAACCACCCUCUUGCCAGGACUAUGAACUGCGGCGUUGAUGGGGACACAAUAACCCACAAGAAGCACGAGCAUGCGGACGACCAACAAACAGUAACUUUCACAUGGACUCCACCAGCUGACUUUAACGACGUCAUCAAAUUCAGAGCUACUAUUGCUCUCAACGGCGCUGUGUUCUGGGUAGGAGUGGAAUCCGCACCGAUAAAAGUAACACAAUAAAUCGCUAUAUAUUAGAAAUACUUACUUAUUAUGUAUAUUAAAUAUUUUUUUAUAAUUUGAAUAUGCUGUGAAAUGUAAUUUAUAUAAAAUAAAAAAGUUCAAUAAAUUAUGCCAUUUAUUUCCAAAACAUAGAA